Messenger RNA from Vanessa tameamea, 668 nucleotides. RefSeq lists its product as uncharacterized. NCBI's taxonomy places the organism in Eukaryota, Metazoa, Arthropoda, Insecta, Lepidoptera, Nymphalidae. The record is from RefSeq and is a predicted model, not a curated record. The coding region runs from base 28 to 567 and encodes 179 amino acids. The transcript has 5 exons.
UCUCGCUCAUUUCUUCCACGAUUUUUGAUGUCAAUUUCGAGUACAUUCUAUAUAAUGCAAUUACAUAUAUUUUUAGCCGUUCUUUCGUACUUUACGUCGGAUUUUGUGGUUUUUUCCGAGUCGACAAAAGAUGCAAAUGGUGUUGAAUUAACACCGACCUCCAAAAUAUUGACCAAUGAAUAUAAUUCUCCGCAAGAAUCCUGGGAUGUGAAUAAUGGAAUGAAGUCAUUAUGGAUAUAUCGACCGCCAAUGAUACAACCACAUCAAAGUGACGAUGAACAACAGUCGCAUCAUGUCGUCCUAAAACCACCCCAUAUGGUUACGAGGCUCGCGAAACCGCUCACAUUUGGUUUUGAUCCGUAUUUUAAUAAGGGAUAUUUCGAGCCCUUUGAAAGACGUCAAAAACCUGUGUCUCUAGUAGCCUUUAGAAAAAAUGGAAUUCAGCCUAGAGAAAGGGCAGUUCCUAGCGAUCAAGUCGAAUCAGCUGAAGUGGCGGAAUUGCAAUCUGCAUUCAACGAUAUUAGUAAUUUAUGGCACGACCAACAAUACAACAUAAGAGAUGUAUAGAGCCCUAUAAGAUAUUUAUUAAAUAAGUCACUUUAAAUAUAUAAUUAUUAAAAUUAAACUUGUGUCUUUAUUUAGUUUAGUAACAUCUUAUUCAGUAAAAG